Galendromus occidentalis (western predatory mite) is the source of this 1871-nucleotide messenger RNA. RefSeq names its product UDP-N-acetylhexosamine pyrophosphorylase-like. The record is from RefSeq and is a predicted model, not a curated record. The annotation marks the transcript as partial. The transcript has 10 exons. Gene Ontology annotation, molecular function: UDP-N-acetylglucosamine diphosphorylase activity. Gene Ontology annotation, biological process: UDP-N-acetylglucosamine biosynthetic process. NCBI's taxonomy places the organism in Eukaryota, Metazoa, Arthropoda, Arachnida, Mesostigmata, Phytoseiidae.
AUGCCUCGUUACAUUGUCAAGGAUGGCCGUUUCAAUCGAGUCGAAGAUCCGAUGUCUGCGGACCCAUACCAUCAGAUCCACGCUUACUUCAGCGAGCACGCGAUGGCUGAGGCUGAAACCAGGAAAAUCAAGCAAUUGCUCGACGAACAUGGACAAGAACAUCUCCUGCAGUUUUGGGAUGAGCUCAACGAAAAACAACGAGGCCAACUUGUCGCUGACAUCCACUACGUGGAUAUCGCGAGAUGCAUGGCCGCCUUCUCGAACGUUAUGAUACCGAAUAAAGAGGAGAACCCGGAUGAACUUCUAGAACCAGUUCCAGCCGACAAUUUCGGCUCAAUCGCUCGCGCUUCUAAAAAUGAGCUCGCCGCAUACCGGGAAGCGGGGCUCGAAGCAAUUUCCCGAGGCGAGGUCGCUGCGCUGCUCUUGGCUGGCGGUCAGGGAACACGUCUGGGAGUGCCUUAUCCCAAAGGAAUGUACGACAUUGGUUUACCGUCCGGGAAAACCCUGUACAAUUUACAGGCGGAGCGACUCAUAAGAUUGGAGGAGCUCUCUGAGCGUCAAACCGGAAAACGCGGUAGCAUCCCCUGGUACAUCAUGACCAGCGAGCACACGAAAGAACCGACGAUCGAAUACUUUGAGAAAAACGGUUUUUUCGGCCUCGAGGGCGACAAUCUGGUGGUGUUCGAGCAAAAAAUGAUGCCCAGCUUCACCUUCGAUGGAAAAAUCAUUUUAAAGGAGAAACACCGCUUGGCUCUCAGCCCGGACGGGAAUGGUGGACUGUAUAACGUCCUAUACAAGCGUGCCAUCCUCGAGGACAUGAAGAAGAGAGGAAUCAAGUUCAUACACGUCUAUUCCGUCGACAACAUACUCGUCAAGAUCGCCGAUCCCACUUUCAUUGGAUUCUGCAUGAGCAAAGGAGCAGACUGUGCUGCCAAGGUUGUGAAAAAGGCUACUCCUACCGAGGCCGUCGGAGUGGUGUGCCGAGUGAAUGGACGCUAUCGAGUGGUCGAGUACUCCGAGAUCUCCGCCGAAACAGCUCAAAAGAGGAAUUCGGACGGCAGUCUGACUUUCAACGCCGGCAACAUAUGCAACCACUUCUUCACGUUCGAUUUUCUGACUCGAGUGUCCGGACUCGCCGCUUGCUUGUCGGAGCUGGAUAUCAACGGCAACGAAGAUCCGCAAAGCAAAAAAGCGCUUAAGUACCAUGUCGCGAAGAAGAAAAUCCCUUACCUGAACAAUGAGGGCCAAGUGACGAAGCCCGAGGAACCCAACGGUAUCAAACUCGAAAUGUUCGUGUUCGACGUCUUCGAAUAUUCCGAUAACUUCGCUGUUUGGGAAGUUCUUCGAGAAGACGAGUUCUCGCCCCUGAAGAACGCGGACGGUGCCGAGAAGGAUACGCCGACGACGUGUCGGCACCACUUGUACGACUUGCAUCAUAGAUACAUUGUCAAUGCGGGAGGGACUUUCAUCGAUGAGAAUGGAGCUCCAAUUGCCUUGCUUCCGUCUUCCAAUAGAGCUGUUAAGAGUGAGAAAGAGGUUCACGAGCCGAUAGUGUGUGAGAUCUCCCCUUUGAGAUCGUAUGAUGGAGAGAAAGAUGCAAGCAGGAAAAUUAUAGCUGUGAACAACUUCAUUGCUUUCCAAUACCGCGAUGACAAAACCGUGUAUGAUAACGUAACAGAGUUCAAAAGACUGAAGAAGGCGCUGGACGACGCCUCCGCGAAAAUGGACGAGGACAUCGUCAGCAUUACCCUGAUCAACAAGCUGCCUCCUAUUUACAGCUGGAUAAAACAAAAUUUCACGCAGCUAGACGCCUCAGGAAGAAAGCUGGCAGACAUCGCAAAACUCAUCCUGUCCGACUACGCGCGCAGAGA